GGCUCUGGCUCUGGCUCUGGCUCUGGCUCUGGCUCUGGCUCUGGCUCUGGCUCUGGCUCUGGCUCUGGCUCUGGCUCUGGCUCUGGCUCUGGCUCCUGGUCCGGUUCUGGCUCCGGCUCCGGCUCUGGAGGUGCUGCUCCCUCUGUCCCCUCCGGCUCCGUCCCUGCUGUUCCCACCGCUAGCGUCCCCGAGGGCGCCAGCGCUGGUGCUUCCACCACUCCCUGCGACACUAUCACCGGCCAGACUGUCGUUCCUGUUGCUACUAUGACUGAGGGCGGCUCUGCCCCCAGUGCCCCUGCUCAGUCCGGCGGUGUUGUUCCCUCUGCUCCCGCUCAGUCUGGUGCUCCUGGUGCUCCCUCCGGUGCCCCUGCUCCUAGCGGUGGUGUUGUCCCCUCUGUUCCCGCUCAGUCCGGCGGUGCCCCUGCCCCUAGCGGCGGCGUUGUUCCCUCGUCUCCUGCUCAGUCUGGUGCCCCUGGUGCCCCCUCUGGUGGUGCUAGCGUCCCUGCCGUUCCCACUGCUAGCGUCCCCGAGGGCGCCAGCGCUGGUGCUUCCACCACUCCCUGCGACACCCUCACCGGCCAGACUGUUGUUCCCGUUGCUACCAUGACCGAGGGUGGCUCUGCCCCCAGCGCCCCUGCUCAGUCCGGUGCCCCUGGUGCUCCCUCCGGUGGCGCUCCUGCUCCUAGUGGUGGUGUUGUUCCCUCUGCUCCCGCCCAAUCCGGUGGUGCCCCUGCCCCCAGCGGCGGUGUCGUUCCCUCCGGUGCUGCUAGCGUCCCUGCUAUUCCCACCGCCAGCGUCCCCGAGGGUGCCAGCGCUGGAGCCUCCACCACCCCCUGCGACACCCUCACCGGCCAGACUGUCGUUCCCGUUGCUACCAUGACCGAGGGCGGUUCCGCUCCCAGUGCCCCUGCUGAGUCUGGUGCCCCUGGUGCCCCUAGCGGUGCCAGCCCCUCCGAGACCCCUGCCGCUCCUGCUCAGUCUGGCUCUGGCAACGCUCCCAGCGGUGGCUCCCCCGCCCCCAGCGGUGGUGUCGUCCCCUCCGGCGCUGCUAGCGUCCCUGCUGUUCCCACCGCUAGCGUCCCCGAGGGCGCCAGCGCUGGAGCCUCCACCACUCCCUGCGACACCAUCACCGGCCAGACUGUCGUCCCUGUCGCUACCGAGACCGUGACUCCUGUCCCCGUUGCCACCUCGGCCACUGAGGGUGGUUCCUCUCCUCAGAUCACCACCGCUCCCGUCGCUGGUUCCGGCUCCGGCUCUGGCUCCGGCUCCGAGACCGAGGUGGUUACUGUCACCGUCACCGCUACUCAGCCUACAAGUUACGACGAUAGCAACGGCAUCAAUGGUGAAUAG
Molecule: messenger RNA, 1350 nt
Organism: Aspergillus vadensis CBS 113365
Lineage: Eukaryota; Fungi; Ascomycota; Eurotiomycetes; Eurotiales; Aspergillaceae
Exons: 2
Source: RefSeq, a predicted model, not a curated record